Prunus mume (Japanese apricot) is the source of this 586-nucleotide messenger RNA. Its product is annotated as hydroxyproline O-galactosyltransferase GALT3-like. The record is from RefSeq and is a predicted model, not a curated record. Gene Ontology annotation, molecular function: carbohydrate binding. NCBI's taxonomy places the organism in Eukaryota, Viridiplantae, Streptophyta, Magnoliopsida, Rosales, Rosaceae.
CUUUACUGCUACAUUGUGGGUUGGUUUAGAGGGAUUUCACAUGACUGUGAAUGGAAGGCAUGAAACAUCUUUUGCAUAUAGGGAGAAACUUGAGCCAUGGUCAGUUACCAAAGUCAAAGUGGCUGGUGGUUUGGACCUCUUAUCUGCCUUAGCUAAAGGCUUUCCUGUUUCUGAGGAUCAUGAUUUAGUUGUUGAUGUUGAGCACCUCAAAGCUCCUGCAACUUUGAAGAAAAGGCCAUUGAUGUUGGUUGGAGUGUUCUCUACUGGAAAUAAUUUUGAGCGUAGAAUGGCAUUGAGGAGGGCUUGGAUGCAAUAUGAGGCUGUACGUUCUGGGGAUGUGGCUGUCCGGUUUUUCAUUGGCCUUGUAAGUGAAGCAUUGCAGACUCUGAGUCAUUUGCGUGUGCAUACCAACAUGGUCUCAUAUUCUUCAAUAUCCUCUGGUUUUUCCCAAUAAGAAGUCUAAAGGCUGUGGUUGUCUGUUAGUUGAAUUAUUUUCAGCAGUGGUCAUAGCAAGGAUGUGAGUUCCUUUUCAUCAGUUUCAGAUACUAUUGGAUGUUAGUCCGAUGAUUAUAGUCCAGUGGUCAUC